Molecule: messenger RNA, 1357 nt
Organism: Klebsormidium nitens
Lineage: Eukaryota; Viridiplantae; Streptophyta; Klebsormidiophyceae; Klebsormidiales; Klebsormidiaceae
Source: the annotation of a GenBank genome assembly
AGAGAUUCCUCAUAAUAGCUGUGAGGCUGGGUUGCGUCCGGAGGGCCAAUGCCACCGGGCCGGCCCGCGUGCUCGGGCCGGGCAGCCCGGCGUUCCUGUGGAGCCGCCAUCAUUCAUGACCAUCGACCAUAGCCUUAGGUACCAAACUUGUAUAGCACUCAGGUGCCGGCAGAAGGGCCUAGCCAAACAUCUGAAUGUGAGGAGCACCGUGGCGGCAGCUGCUCUUUGUCUCUUUGUGGCGGGUGUAAAGUUGAAUCCUCCAGGAAAUGAGUGUGUACAUAGCGACAGGGGCUUCCGGGACCCAUUGAGUGGCAUUGGACUUGAGGUGGUAGCAAACGAUCCCUUAAGUGCCGUUCCUAACCGUGUUGGUUUGGCCUAGCUGAUCUAGGGGCUACAGAGCUGUUAGGUGCGCACGGCCCAUUCAUUGGCAGCUCGCCAGCUCUCUCCGCUUAGUUUUCACUAAUUAACUGCUACUUAUUGCUGGGUGGGAGAAUUGGAUCAUGGCAGAUGCGUCGACCACUUCCACCACCACCAGCACAAGUGGUCGCCGGCUGGAGAACGGGAGAGUGCUGUAUGGCACAACAAAGGAGCAUUGCGAGAGCAUGAUCGAACACUCUUUGAAACACAACAAUGUCAUCAAGUUUCUGAGAGAAGCCAUGGAGAAGGCAGGCUGCCCCGUCGGUGACCGUUUCUUCUCCGCCAUGAAUUGCAUGAUGAAUGCUGGUGGUGGAUUUAUGCCAGAGGGGGAGGGGAUCAAGAUCUGCUACAACAACGUCGUCUACCAGGAUGAGGUGGACACAGGACUGGCACACGAGCUGAUCCAUGCAUACGACCAAUGUCGAGUGGCAAAACUAGACUGGGAAAACGUCCACCACCAGGCGUGCAGUGAGAUCAGAGCCGCGAAUCUUAGUGGUGACUGCCACUUCAAGCGAGAAAUAGCGAGGGGGAACUUCAACAUACAAAAACAACAUCAGGUCUGCGUUAGACGAAGAGCUGUACUUUCGGUUGCAACAAACCCAAACUGUACUUCCAAGCAAGCGGCUGAGGAUGCGGUGGAUGCAGUCUGGGCAAAAUGUUACAAGGAUACAGCACCAUUUGAUCGGAUACCUUAAUAGAUAAUCAUAGCAGUUGCAGGAAGCUGAGCUUAUGUUUGUGGCAUAUUGCUUCCGCAUUGCUGCCAGUCUCGGCGGCAUGUUAGUCGGACGCUGCUCCGGGCCAUAUCUACCGGUUGCAUGAAUACCGUCGACAUGCAACAUCUGCCGCAUGCCCGUGGCAUGCCAGCAGCUAGACACGGGAACUUAUCGGACAGGAUCAACUUACUUUGCGGACGUAUUUACGUGAAGUAUGCCAUGCCAUG